Petromyzon marinus (sea lamprey) is the source of this 2515-nucleotide messenger RNA. RefSeq names its product tripartite motif-containing protein 14-like. Lineage: Eukaryota; Metazoa; Chordata; Hyperoartia; Petromyzontiformes; Petromyzontidae. Gene Ontology annotation, molecular function: protein binding; zinc ion binding. The record is from RefSeq and is a predicted model, not a curated record.
CUGCUACUGCUGCUUGCUACUGCUGCUGCUACUCGCUACUAACAGCCACUUGCCCCGACAGUCUGCUGAAGGCUACACGGGGAUAUCUUUGAUAAGCGUGUGGUGGUAGUGGUGAUUAUAAGUGGGUAGUCGUGGUAAUUAUAAGUGGGGUGGUGGUGAUGGUGGUCAGUGCCGGAUGAAGCUAGGUGCAGGGCCUCCAUCAUAUGUUAUAAAGAGGCCCUAAAUUUUUUUUUUUUCAAAACGCAUUAAUAUAACACAAAUUUACUUUGCAUAGUGAAGUAAUUGUAUUUAUUAAUUUGCUAUACAGCCAGAUAAUACGACAAAUCGCUAACCUUAAAGACCAAGUCGUUCAUAAAAGCUGAAGGCGGUAUAGUACUAUAGUAAUAGAGCAAGUGCAGAAUCGCUGAACCAGAAUUGUCAGCUGGAAAGCACGGGGCCUGGAGCAUAUGCAGCUACUUUUGCUACCAGGAUAAUCCGGCACUAGUGGUGGUGAUAAGUGGGUGGUGGUUGUGGUGAUAAGUGGGUGGUUGGUGAUGGUUAUACGUGGGUGGUGGUGGUGAUUAUAAGCGGGGGGUUAGUGAUGGUCGUGGGCACAACAACAACAACACCACCCAACCUUGCCCCACCGCCACCGCCGCCACCACCACCGCCGCCGCCGCCGCAGACUCCGCCAACUCCGACGCGAUGGAGGAAGAGGCGGCGCUCGUCCACUACCGCGACCUCCGCUGCGUCAUCUGCCUCGAGCUCUUCGACUGGCCCAUCACGCUGCCGUGCGGCCACACGUUCUGCCGGGCCUGCAUCGCCGCCUCGUGGGCCGCCCAGCGCCGCUCGCCGGCCCACGCCUGCUGCACGUGCCCCGUGUGCCGCAAGGAGUACCCGCGCAAGCGGCGGCUCGCCAAGACGGUCGUGCUCGCCAACAUGGUGGAGGAGGUGAAGAGGAGGCGGCGCAGGGUGGUGGCCCGCGGAGGAGGAGGAGGAGACGACGGAGACGACGACGUGGCGGCGGCGGCCGUGUCGUGCAAGAGCUGCCUCGGCGAAGACGUGCUGGCCGUCAAGACGUGCCUCAGGUGCGAGUCCGCUCUCUGCGAGGCCCACGUGAAACUCCACAGGCACGACCCGGCCUUCAGCGGCCAUGUGCUGGCUCCGCUGGGCAUCAACGUCGCCGCUCGCCGGUGCACGGAGCAUGGCGCGACACUCCGCUACUACUGCACCCGGGAGGGGCUGCUGGUGUGCUCCGACUGCUCGCUGUUCGGUACUCACAAGAACCACCAGCUGGUGGCGGCCAAGGACGAGUAUGAGGAGAGGAAGCUGCUGGUGACCAUGGAGAGGGAGGGGAGGAUCGACCGCAAGAAGAACUCUGAGUCCAAAGUGCACGAGCUGACGGCAUUCCACGACCGAGUGGAGAGAUACACGGACGCGAUCAAGACGCGGGUGAGCGCCUUCUACGCCGUCAGCAAGCCGGCGGCGGCGGCGGCGGACGACGAGGAGGAGGAGGACGAGGUAGUCCGCGGGCUGGACGCGCAGUGCGGCCCCGUGCUCUACUCCACGCAGCUCGCGAUCGAGCGCCACCGCAAGGAGAUCGAAGCCCUCGGCUGCAUCAUCUCGCGCCUGGAGGCCCUGCUCGAGACGCACGACCCCAUCGCCUUCCUGCAGGAUCCGGUUCUCAACGAGCUUACUAACGUGCCCGCCAAGGUGCACACCAAGGGCCUGCUGCUGUCCACCACAACGGACCUGGACAAGAUCAUCUCUCUGCAGAAGAUCAUGGGCACUCGUCCGCUGCCGCUCAUCGCCGAGAGAUACGGCUGCUCCCCGACGCUGGACCCGGCCACCGCGUCGCCGUGGCUGCGCGUCUCCCGCGACCUCAAGACCGUGAUGGGCUCCCCGCCGCGCCAGCCGCCGCCCGACCACCCCGAGCGCUUCGACUGCUGGCACCCGCAGGUGCUGGGCGCCCGGCCGCUGGCGUCGGGCCGCCACUACUGGGAGGUGGACGUGGGCGGCGCGGGCUCGUGGCGCGUCGGCGUCGCCUACGGCUCCGUCCCGCGCAAGGGUCAGGGCGGCGUGUGCAAGCUGGGCGAGAACGGCGACUCGUGGUGCCUCUUCAUGGACAACAGCGAGCUGACGGCUCGCCACGGCGGCGUGGGGACGCUGCUGCUGCUGCUGCGGCGGCGCCCGAACCCUCAGCAGCAGCAGCAGCUGCAGCAGCAGGGCGACGCCGGUGAAAUCCCUGCGGCACCGGCGGCACCGGCGGCACCGGCGGCUGCACCGGCGGCGGCACCGGCGGCGGCGUUGGCACCGGCGCCGGCACCGGGGGCGGCGGCGGCGGUGGCGGUUCGCAAGGUGGGCGUCUUUCUGGACUGCGACGCGGGGGUGCUGUCCUUCUACCUGGCGGACGACAUGACGCUGCUGCACACGUUCCACGCCAAGUUCACGCAGCCGCUCUUCCCCGCCCUCGCCGUGCUCGUGUGGGACGGCUCCCUCUCUAUGGUGGAGCUCGAGUAGAUUGGCGUGGUGGGGG